Electrophorus electricus (electric eel) is the source of this 1195-nucleotide messenger RNA. RefSeq names its product reticulocalbin 3, EF-hand calcium binding domain (gene rcn3). The record is from RefSeq and is a predicted model, not a curated record. Gene Ontology annotation, cellular component: endoplasmic reticulum. Gene Ontology annotation, molecular function: calcium ion binding. NCBI's taxonomy places the organism in Eukaryota, Metazoa, Chordata, Actinopteri, Gymnotiformes, Gymnotidae.
UCUACGUACGAUUUAAAGAGGCAGAGUGCCAACGCGACGCGAAUCUGCAGAAAAAAAUCGAGCAAGACAGUAGAAUAUCAGGAAUUCGAGAAAAUGCAGCUGUUCUUUCUCUGCCUCAUUCUGGGGAUCACAGUUGCUGUACCUCCUCAGGAGAAACGUGUACACCAUCAGCGUGACCUGAGUGACCACGUCCAUGACGACGACCACGGUUACCAGUAUGACCACGAGGCCUUCUUGGGCAAAGAUGAAGCUAAAACCUUUGACCAGCUCACUCCCGAGGAGAGCAAGACCAGACUCGGGAAGAUAGUGGAUCGCAUUGACAUGAAUAAGGACGGCUACGUUAGCCAUGCCGAACUGCACCAAUGGAUCAAACACAGACAGAGGAGGUACAUCGAGGAGAAUGUGGACAAGCACUGGAAAGACUAUGACCAGAACAAAGAUGGAAAGAUCGCCUGGACAGAGUACAAGAACACCACCUAUGGCUAUUACCUGGAUGAUGCUUUUGAUGACAUAGAAAACAAGGAGACCUACAAGGCCAUGCUGCGGCGAGACGAGAGGCGAUUUAAAGUGGCAGAUAAAGAUGGAGAUGGAAUCACCACCAGGGAAGAGUUCACGGCUUUCCUCCACCCUGAGGAGUUUGACUACAUGAAGGAGGUUGUGGUGCAGGAAACUGUAGAAGAUAUUGACAAAAAUGGUGAUGGCAAGGUAAACCUGGAGGAAUACAUUGGGGACAUGUUCACUCCGGAGGCUGGAGAGAAUGAGCCCGAGUGGGUCACCACAGAAAGGAAACAGUUUUUGGAAGUCAGGGAUAUAAACAAGGAUGGAUUUCUUGAUGCCAGUGAAGUUGCCCUGUGGAUACUGCCAGGAGAUGUUGAUCAUGCUGACAAUGAAGCAAGACAUCUAAUUCACGAGACAGACAAAGAUAACGAUGGCCGCCUCUCCAUGACUGAGAUCAUGGACAAACUGGACGUGGUUAAAGUCAGCACCAUCACAGACUAUGGGAGCCUUUUACUGGAGAAGCACGAUGAGCUUUAACUGCAUGAGCCCUUUGAGUCGAAACCUCUCAUAAUAAAAACAAAAAACAAAACAAAAGGUCUUCAAAUGACUGUAUAGAUGUUUUUUAACUAAACAUUUUACUUUGCAAAAAAAGUCAAUGAGAGCAAUUUUACACACAAAAAAAAAUCAACUCAAACAA